Globicephala melas (long-finned pilot whale) is the source of this 2976-nucleotide messenger RNA. It is a transcript of the gene NUDCD3, whose product is annotated as NudC domain containing 3. Gene Ontology annotation, cellular component: cytoplasm. Lineage: Eukaryota; Metazoa; Chordata; Mammalia; Artiodactyla; Delphinidae. The record is from RefSeq and is a predicted model, not a curated record. Gene Ontology annotation, biological process: protein folding.
UUUAUGGGCCCACGUCCGCUCCUCUGCGAGACCGCUCGGGAAGCCAGGGGCGGUGGGAGCGGGGCCCGCGUCAAGUCGGCUCAAACUCAGCCCAGCCGAGCCCUACCGCUGGGACGACCUAGCGCGGACCGGAAGUUUCACGGGCGAGCUGGCUGCCGGAGCCCUAAUCACAGCGCACCGGAAGUGGGCCCAGACCGGCGUCCGGGCCGCGCCCGCCGUGAGUGAGCUUUCCUCCGGCCAGCGACGCCAUGGAGCCCGGGGCGGCGGAGCUAUACGACCAGGCCCUGUUGGGCAUCCUGCAGCACGUGGGCAACGUUCAGGACUUUCUGCGUGUGCUCUUCGGCUUCCUCUACCGCAAGACGGACUUCUACCGCCUGCUGCGCCACCCGUCGGAUCGCAUGGGCUUCCCGCCGGGGGCCGCGCAGGCUCUGGUGCUGCAGGUAUUCAAAACCUUUGACCGCAUGGCCCGUCAGGAUGAUGAAAAGAGGAGGAAGGAGCUGGAGGAGAAGAUCAGGAGGAGGGAAGGGGAGGAGGCCGCGGCCGAGCAGGAGCCAGUCCCAGCCCCGGUUCAGGAGGUGGAGGUUGACUCCACCACAGACUCAGGCGGCCCUCAGGAGCCCCCCGGCCCGCAGGACGCCGUGCAGGAAGUGGCCCACCGCGCCAGGGAGGCAGAGCCACCAGGAGCGGAUGCUGGCGCUGCUGAAGUCCCAAGGAGCCCGCCAGCUCUUCCCAAGAGGCAGGAGCAGUUCCAGAGAAACCCCGACAGCUACAAUGGUGCUGUGCGUGAGAACUACGCUUGGUCCCAGGACUACACUGACCUGGAGCUCAAGGUGCCGGUGCCCAAGCACGUGGUGAAGGGCAAGCAGGUCUCUGUGGCCCUCAGCAGCAGCUCCAUCCGGGUGGCCGUGCUGGAGGAAAACGGGGAGCGCGUCCUCAUGGAAGGAAAGUUCACCCACAAGAUCAACACCGAGAGCUCCCUCUGGAGCCUUGAACCCGGGAAGUGCGUUUUGGUGAGCCUGAACAAGGUGGGCGAGUACUGGUGGAACGCCAUCCUGGAGGGGGAGGAGCAAAUAGACAUCGACCAGAUCAACAAGGAGCGCUCCAUGGCCACGGUGGACGAGGAGGAGCGCGCCGUCCUGGACAGGCUCGCCUUCGACUACCAGCAGAAGCUGCAGGGCAAGCCGCAGAGCCACGAGCUGAAAGUCCAUGAGAUGCUGAAGAAGGGGUGGGAUGCUGAAGGCUCCCCCUUCCGAGGCCAGCGAUUCGACCCGGCCAUGUUCAACAUCUCCCCCGGGGCUGUGCAGUUUUAAUGACCGGAGUAAAGGAAGCCCUCGCCGGCGGGGACUCGCUCGCCUGGUUCACCCUUGCCAUCCUUCUUUUCAAGGGGGAACCCGGCCUCCACUCUGGCCCUGCAUCUCCAGACUGUUGUAGAGCAGGGCGGGGGCUGCGUGGCCCGUGCCGGGCGGGUGUUAGAGAGCAGGGGGUGUCCUGGCAGGCGCAGCUCCGGCCCCUCCUGGCCGUUAGCCACCCCCUCCCUCCGCUUGCUGCUCGUGUGCUCUCUGCUUGCUGUUCUCACGCUUGGGGCGGGCGUGGGUGCUGCUCGGCUGUUGAAGCGUGGGCAGGACUGUGCAGCCUGAGGGCCGAGCUCCUGGCCAGUUUGGGGAGAGCGCAGCCUCGACCUUUUGCUGGGUGUGUUCACGUGUGGUCUUGCCCGCCUGCUUGUACGCGUUCACCGCCUGCCUCAGCCUCGUUGAGGAGCUGCGGAAACUGGGGUCCUGCCGCCGGAUCUGGACGCUGGAAGAAAGUGUCUUGUGGCCUCAGGUGCAGGCACGGCAGGAUCUGUCCCUCUCCUGACCGGGCUGCUCUGCUGCCACCCAGCCUAGCACUUUUCUCUCGGGGGAUCCGGUUCUUGUCAAAGUGAGCUGGGCCAGGCACCCUCAGGAGGCCCCGUGGUGUGUCAGCUGCUCGGUGCAGCCCUUGGUCCUUUCCUGGCUGAGGCCAGACUGCACCGCACAGAGCUCGUGGCUCUGCUCCCACCGCUGUCCCAGGACCCAGAGCCUGUGCCCUUCACCAGGACUGUGGGGCUGCCCUUCCGGGCAGUGACCUUGCAGGUCUCUGCACCCUGGAACCUGCCCUCGUGAGCUCUGUUCUCUGGUCUGGGGGAGGAAGGAGCCCUGUCUGGGGGGCGUUCUUUCUGGAGCCUUCCCCCUUUAACUGCAGAGGUGGGAGCUGCUUCAUCACAGUCUGUGGGGGCAGGUUUCUGGCUCACAGCGCCCUGUAGACACAUCCCUGGGUCCCUGGGAAGCGUUUGCUUGCUCUCAUGCCACCACAGGAGGCGUGGACACCAGGUGGCUGGGGGAAGCGCCACCAUGGGAGCACAGGGCCCUGCUGUUUGCACUUGUCACCGAGGCUGGUCACGGAGCUGCUGGAGGCCCCUCUGUAGCGCCCUCAGGAUUUGCACACCUGUCCCACAUAGCGAAAGGUCUCACUGGCACGUGUCUGUGAGAGAACCAUUCUCAACACGCCCCUGUCUCCUCCUCCCCUCCGCCGCCCCCGUGGGGUCUUCUGCUGCGACCGGCAGGGCUGUGGUGCCUGCGCCUCAGCUGUUUGGGAGAUUUUGGGAGCUGUGGACUCGGUGGCCAGUUGUCUUCCUUUUGCCCGAUUUGAUUUCCAGUGUUGGUUUCUCCCCACCCCGCCCGCUGUAACAGCAGCUCGCAGGCAUCUGGGAGUGCGGGGCUUCAGGGGAGGGAGUGCUCGUUCGCCCUCGCCGUGCCGUGUCGUGUCGUGGGAGACCUCUGCCCCUCGCUGCCGGCCUGGGCCCUGGAGCCUGUGCACUCUGCCCAUUUUCUCUCUUCAAACCUGGCAGCAGCAGUUUGGCCACUGAGCUCCGUCAGCUGAGGUCCAAGGAAGUGGGGUACACACCUGCAAAAUCACCCUGUCUCCGGUGUUGGUUUGCAAUAAAUCUGUAUUUAAGCA